AUGUAUCCCAACGACUGUGAUCCUGAUGAUGUAUUUCGUACCAGAAAAGGUGUCUGUGCUGGAUACUCCAGCCUCUUCAAGCAAAUGUGCAGCAUUGCAGGUGUGAAAUGUGAAGAAGUCAUUGGAUAUGCUAAGGGCGCCAGUUAUAAGAUAGGGCAGAAAUUCUCUGAUACAAAUCAUGCCUGGAAUAUGGUUUACCUGGAAGGCCGCUGGCAUCUACUGGACAGCACAUGGGGAGCUGGAAGUGUAGAUAAAAAAACAGACAGUUUUGAAUUCAGUUACAAAGAAUACUACUUCCUGACUCACCCUGCCCUCUUCAUCGGAGAUCACUAUCCUGAAGAAAAGGAAUGCCAGCAAUUGGAGCCCCUGGUGUCUUUAAAGCAUUUUGAAGAGAGUGCUUGCCUCAAAAGCUGGUUUUAUAAUGCCGGGCUUGUUUCCUGUCAACCAGAAACAUGUGUUAUUGAAACAGCGAAAGGAAAAGUAUCCAUUACCAUUGAAAGUCGUCGUGAUAUGCUCUUCACAUUUUCAUUGGAUGGAAAUGAGAGAAAUGGAGUUAUGAAGUUGUUAAACUGCGGGAUGAAGCUUGAUGUUUAUCCUCAGAAAACUGGACAACACGAACUUCAGCUAUUCGCCAAGGAACAAGACGAUGAAGUUGCCAAGCCAACUCAUUGCUUCACUGAGACCUCCACCCAAAAACGCUGCAGCAGUCGCCAAAUGAGCACACUGGGAUCCCCUGGGCCGGGAGUGGGGCCUCCGAGGCAUUGGGGAAAUCUGACCAAGAAUCGAGCAGGCAAAACUCACCAUGCCAAUCUGAGAGUGGAACCGCUGGAUGUGGAGCACUGUACAAAAGUGGUUGAGGUCCUCUGGGGAACAAACCAGUGGUUCGGGUAUACACCAAAAAUGUAA
Nanorana parkeri is the source of this 906-nucleotide messenger RNA. Its product is annotated as kyphoscoliosis peptidase-like. The record is from RefSeq and is a predicted model, not a curated record. Bases 1 to 906 code for a protein of 301 amino acids. The transcript is spliced from 5 exons. Lineage: Eukaryota; Metazoa; Chordata; Amphibia; Anura; Dicroglossidae.